AAAUGUUUCCGCCGGGAAACAUUUAAGCGACGCAACUUCCGUUCCACAUGUUCCCGUGACAUUAGCUUUUGCCGACAUUGUUUUAUUAAAAUAAUCUCUUUUUUUGUAAACAUGAAGCUUCUUACGCAUAACAUGCUGACGUCUCACGUCAAGGGCGUAACGAAAGGGUAUCCGCUGCUUAUCAAGGCGACUGAGGUGAAGGUGAACGAGGUGGACUUCAACGCUCAGUUCGUCAGCCGCAUGAUCCCCAAACUUGAUUGGAGCGCUUUGCUCCAAGCUGCGGACGAGUUGGGUCAGCGACAAGACCUGCCCAGUGAACUGAUGACUGACUUUGAGAGCAAUGAGGAGUUCCUCAAGAACGUGCAUAGAGUUCUCUUGGAGGUGGAGGUGAUUGAGGGCUGUCUGCAGUGUCCCGAGUCAGGACGAGAGUUCCCCAUCUCCAAAGGGAUCCCCAACAUGCUGCUCAAUGAAGAUGAGGUGUAGACACAUACACUCUGACAGACUGGACUGUGAGUGCGUGUUCCGAAAAAGGAGGUUUGAGUGUGGAUCGGGUUCACGAUGAGAGAUAAUCGGCUCGUUAAUUUUUACUUUUUGCCAUCAAAAAUGGCCCCAAUUGGACAUUGAACCCCGUGUUGUUUUAUCUGUAUUUAUUUCUGUCAUCUUUUUUUUCCCCGUUUCUUAAUAAAACCCUGCUGAUAUUCCCUUGUCAGCCAGAAGUGCUGUUAGAUUUUUGUUGCAAUUGUUUGUGUGUGCGAGUGAGUGAAUGAAUGCAAGAAUGCGUGCGUGGUGUGAGUUGCCUUAAGAGCGUGAGCCAAUGUGACAAUGUGAGAGUGCGUGUGCGUUAUUGUAGAGAGCACAGAGGUCCAGAUGACGUGGCAGUGGCUCGUCUAUAUUUGGCUCGGAGGAAAAGAGCAGCAGACAGGCUGGAAGUUGUUUUUCACCAUUCCCCCCCCCCCCUUUUUUUUUCUCUCCAUUUUGAAGCCACACAAUCACAGCAAGCAAAACCAGCGGACCCCCCCCCGCCCCCACCCGCAUCUGCUUGGGGUCCCUUUGAGCACAAAAACCCAUCAAGUGCUAUCCGUCUUUAGUAAGGCAAGUUGAAACGAGCACGUAAACAACAUUAUCAUUUUCAAAAGUGGGAGUGGGUGUGUGUGCCUUGACCCAAAACCCGGAGGCAGGACGAGUCCUACCUUUCUUUCCUUCUACUUAAAGCAAUUACAGGCCUGUGCCCACAACUAUAAUGACAGUAUGAUGGGAUUGCCGCAUAGCACCAAUAAAAGCCACACAUGACAGAUUAACAGUGCCGUGCAAAUCCUGAACUGUAAUUAACAAUGAGAUGGCUGGAAGAUAAAGUGGCCUGCUGACUGAUGUUAAAUGCAGAGAGGCACUUAGAGCUGUGGCUUUGAAAUGGCUGCAAUCAACUAAUGCUGUUUAAUUCUACAGCUUCUAUUUAGUUCAGCAUUUUCUGAGGAAUGAGAUUUU
Phyllopteryx taeniolatus (common seadragon) is the source of this 1482-nucleotide messenger RNA. RefSeq names its product tRNA methyltransferase activator subunit 11-2 (gene trmt112). The record is from RefSeq and is a predicted model, not a curated record. Gene Ontology annotation, biological process: tRNA methylation; peptidyl-glutamine methylation; rRNA (guanine-N7)-methylation. Lineage: Eukaryota; Metazoa; Chordata; Actinopteri; Syngnathiformes; Syngnathidae. Gene Ontology annotation, molecular function: protein heterodimerization activity. Bases 112 to 483 code for a protein of 123 amino acids. The transcript has 4 exons.